Molecule: messenger RNA, 4067 nt
Organism: Cuscuta epithymum
Lineage: Eukaryota; Viridiplantae; Streptophyta; Magnoliopsida; Solanales; Convolvulaceae
Source: the annotation of a GenBank genome assembly
GGGUUAUCUUACAAAAAUCGAGCUGGAGUGAGAGGUGGUCUGUAAACUCGAGCUGUGAGAGUGCUGAGGCUGUUUGGUUGAUAUCUCGAGUUAUACCAAUCCAAUUAAGGCGUGUGAGAUACCAAAAGAAAUAUCUCGAGACUAGGAAUCCGUGAAGGUCUGGUUUGCAUCAAUAUGAGUAGUGGAAGACUUCCAAAUUGUCCGAGCAAAACACAACCUCGCAGAAACGGAUUUACUCUUCUAAAGAAACGAGUUAGCCGGAAAACACCCAUUCUAGGGACUGUUUUCGUAUCGGCGAUUAGGGGCUGAACUAGCAACUUGAGGGGGAUGUUUAAAACCCAUUUUCAAGCAAGGAACCAGUUCUCAAUCUUCCUUGACCGAGGCUUUGGUCAUUGGAUCGAGAAGGAAGGUUUUAAAGCUCAUUUGAGGUUGAGGCUAGAGCUUGCAUCCUGUGCUCGUUGAUCGAGUGAUCCCUAGGAGAGAAGACUUGGUUCGUGCUUCCUCCAUUCUAUUUGAAACAUUAAUAAAUUUGCUCAUGGAUAUUUCACUUUAGAGCCUGCGUGCUCAUGAAUAGCCCUGUGUGGCCCUUUUGUUUAAACAAUGUUUUCCGCUGCGUUAUGAAUUAGUUAUUAUGUUUGUUUAUGGAUGUUAUGUGUGUGAAUGAUAUUCAAGACGCCUUGUAUAAUAUGAAUGUGUUGGACUGCGGUUGACUAUUCGUAUUGUACGGCGGGUUGUUGACGUGUCCGGGGAGGUCCGGGGCGUGACACUUUGCCCCAUCAAACCUCUAUAUGACCAUCCUUUCCGGGAAACUGCAUACCCCACUUCUUCCUCCCCACAAUUUACGAACACAAAUGUUUCAGUCACUCCUAUGUCUUUGUCGAGCUAUGAGCCACAGGAUGAAGUGGAAGAGGCAAUUUCAGAGAAGCUAUCUCACCUGGAAGAAACACUCAAGAAAUUAUUACAGCAACAAAUGCAAAUUCAACAUCAACAAAUCCAAAUUCAACAGCAACAAAUCCAAAUUCAACAGCAAGCAGACUCAAGGAUGCAAAACAUGGAGAAUCAAUUGUGGCAGAUCGCAAAGGCUUUAUCUAAGGAGUCCGAGAGAUCCCAUCCUAGCGACACAGAAGCCCAACCUAAGGAGACCAAUAGGGAUGAUCAUGUGAGUGAGUCGGACUGCGAAGGUGGGAAUAUGAUGGAUGAUACACUUCCUGAUGCUUUUGAAGACCCUCCUAUGUUUGGAGAUGAAGAAGAAGACUUUUCUAUGGUGCAGUUUGAUUACGAUGUUGCUCCUACUCAUUGCUUUGAGACAUCUUUUGAGCUUCCGGUGAUACCUAGAGUAAUCAAAGUUUUCACUCAUGUUUUUUGUCCACCUGAAGAGGAUGAGAGUUUCAUACUUCACUUCUGUGCUGAUGAGGGUUAUGAAGACCAUGUGCUGCCUUCGUGGGCUGACGAAUUUAAAGAUCUGCGCCACCUAAUGACAUUUGUUGAGAGGAAGCUGGAGAUGUUGACUAUAAGUGCACCACUACAGUCUUUGCUAUUGGAGAGCCUAUGUGGUAGUUGUGUCGGGCAAACGACGUUAAAAAUAGCGCUUCUCGGGAGGCAACCCGAGCUUUUUUCUGCUUUUGUUUUUUGCUUUUGCCUUGUUUGUUGUUUGGUUGUUUUGCUUUGUGUUUUUGUUGCAGCUCAGGGGUCUUGUUAUAGGGAUGAUGUGCCGAGGAUCAUUGACUCAAUUUAGUUCUGCACCGACCAGCGCUUUAGGGAAGUUUUUUUGACUCUUUUACUCGAUUGUUGAAAUAUUUACUUGAGUUAAGUUGAGUACGUGUGACCCUAUCCUCUUUACCCCCUUGUGCAUAGUGCAUUUUUGGUCAUCGAGGACGAUGCCAAAGUUUAAGUGUGGGGGAGUGAAUUGGGCAUUCGGGCAGUAGUUGUUACAUGUGAUUUUUAGAGUUAGCAUGCGCAGGUGUUAGUUGUAUAUUCAUAAGGAAAUUCAUGUCAAAAUUUUUGAAAAUGUUUCUUUAAACUGUGUCUUUGUGAGCUGGCUAGCGUUUUGACUAUGCUUUUAGAACAUCUUUAAAGUAUUUAGGCUUAAAUUGAUUGCACGGUAAUCUAGUUGUUGAAAGGAUGAAGGCAUUAGUCACCCAUUGAAUUUUACGAUAAUCAUCCACCCCACCUGAAAGAACCCUUUAGGAGAAGCCAUUUUGAGUCUCACUGUUCUUUGUUUACCCAAUUAAUUUAGCUCCAUAGCCAAAUGGCCUGUUUUCUUACCCGUGAAUAUUUCUGACUUAGUUUUGAUGUUUAGGGAAUUAAGGGAUUAAUUUGUUAAGUUUAGGGAAUUGUGUGUAGGAGCCAUUUUUGGCACUGUUCCUAUGCUCCAAAUGGGGUAAGAGCAGACACUUUUUAGGAAUAUGAUAUUUUCGAGGAUUGCAUUGUAGACAUGGAUUUACUUUGAAAUAAAUGAACUUUAAAUUGCUAUUUUUCCUUGGUGAGGCGGAGAUUAGAAUGGGGUAAUGUCUAGUAAGAAUCCGAAAGGUGAAAAAUUAAUAUAGCUAGACCUCUUACUUUUCGAAAAAGAAAAUGGGAGCCCCGAUAAAAAAGCGUAAGAUGAGACUUGGGUAUCUUUCGAAAGAAACGGCGUUCUCGUGCCAACAUGACAAGGAAAACUAAACUUAAAUUAAUGAACUUGGAGGCUAUUGCAAAAAUUAGCUUUAGUCCUCCGUGUACUUCAAGUAUACGUCAAAGCACAAAUGUGCCGAGACGGGUUAGCUUAGUUGUACACCAUGUCUACUCUUAGCAUAGGUUUAAAUGAUUGUUCCUAAAUUGUGGCCUACUGAGUUUCUUGUUCCUAAGAAUAGCCCUGAAGUUCCUGAAUACAUUGAGUCUUUGUUAGAAUAUUCCAAUCUCUCAAAAGAAAGGGACUAUUUUUGUUAUCCAUGAACCAUUCACCACCACCUUCACAAGUCCUUCUGAUCGAUAGCUAGUUUAUUUGUGUGUGCUGUCACUACUUUGAGGAUGUUGUGAAUAAUUUUGUCAAAUAUGUUAGCUAGAGUACAAAGAUGUAGUUUAGGAAAGAAUUUUCUUGGUUUAGACUCUCUGUUCUGUGAAUAUCCCUUUAACUACGUGUGCAUGCUAAUUGUUUUGAUUCCGUGUGGUGAUUAUCGUAAGUCCCGUUGUUCAGUUUGCUUGAGGACAAGCAAAGGCUUAAGUGUGGGAGAAUUUGAUAAGUCCGUAUUUUGACACGUAUUUGAUGCGUGUUGAGAUCGGCUUUUGAUGAUUUUCCUAGUUUUAAGAUGUUACAAGUCUCAAUUUUAGCUCAAGUUCUGUUUACCGGGCGUUGGUUCGAGUUUUGUGUUGUUUGUUGUCAAAAUCAGGGAAUUUGAGCCCGACACCGGCACUUGAGGAACAAUCGGGAUGAUUUGAGAAGCAUUUGAGAAUGAUUUGAUAGCUUUGGAGGUCACCGGAAGAUUCACGAUGAAGAUUUGAAGGAAAAAGAACUCUAGGAUUGGCUACGGGGUCAAAAGAAGAUGAAUGAAGCUUGAAAACGGCGAUCAGGAUAACCUUCUGUCAAUCGUUCAAGCAUAUCUCUUUGUAGAAACAUCCAAUGUACACGAUUCAAGUUCCAUAUGAAGGCCAACUUCAAGGGCUACAAAUCAUAUGAAGACACCUUUGCGAGAAUCUGAGAGGAAGAAGGUGAAAACAGACGAUGAAGUCAGAUGAUCUCUGCUGCGAUUUCAGAAAGACACCUUCCACCGUUUUGAUCAUAGCUCUUGAUUGGAUGAUUCAAAUCACAUUCAUAAAAUUGGGGUGGAUAGAGGACUUCAUUAUCUACAACUUUCAUGAAAGAAGUUUUGUCAAAUUCGGAAGUUACGUAGGCACAAUCGUGCCCUCAAAGUCAGACACGAUCGUGCCUGUAGAGAAAAGCAUCGCGGAGUUACUGCCAGCCAGGCACGAUCGUGCCUGGAGGGAGGCACGAUCGUGCCUGCCCAAAAUGCGCGUUUUUGCUCCGGAGGCACGAUCGAAGGCACGAUCGUGCCUGGCAUCGUGUCUAGCUCCGAAAAUCCUAAUUCAGC